GGAGAAGUAGACUGCAUCUUCUGGCUGUGAAUAGGUAGGCAUUAGAACAAGCAUAGCAUAUGUAUUGAAGAAAAAGCUGACAAAUGUACGGAGGCCUGUUCGGCGAUUUACCCGCGGCGAAAAAAUCCAGGAACGAUGCGAGUAGUCAUACCCACUCGGGUAUCUCGGAUCACAGUCCGUCUCUGUGUCCCGAUACAGCAUGUGCGCCUUCAGUUCUAAAUGGGGAGCACAAUCAAGGAGUGGCAGCAGCAUACAUGAACUUUGUACCUACGGUGGCACGAGGGCGGCGACGUGGCGAUGUCAACAGCAAACCCAGCACUGAGCCGCUACUGAAUCCUCCGAGAGCAACUGUCGACGUCGCACAAACGAAAUUGUCUUCGGCACCCAUCAUUACGACUUUCUUCAAGCCAAAUUUGCGAGAACACGAUGAUCCAUCGAUGGAAAUCAAGGCCUCAUCGAAAUUGGCAGCCGACCAAUUUGAAUCGGAGGAAAGUGUCAGUCCAGUCCUCUGUGCGGAGUCUGAGGAACUGCGAAACCUGCAUGAAAAGGCCACCGAAGACCCGUAUGAUCCUAUGGUACCGAACGAUUUGCUGCAGUACUGGGAUCACAAAUCUAUGUCUCGUGAACGAGAACGACUGGAAAGAGAACGUCUGGAAACCAUGGAAGCGCAAAAGCGAUUAUGCGAACAACUUGAACGAGAACGCCGGGCGCUGACGACUUCUGGAGACGUCGCCAAGAUUGCGGACCAACAUAUCAAGCGCAGCUUUGCGGGAGGUAGAGGACGAGGAUUGUCAAAUUUACCUGCAUGGCUAGUUGAGCAGCAAAAAAGCGAGAGCAGUGUCGGUGAAUGAGGAUUAAUGAGAAUUACCGCAAGACACAUUAAAUCUACCGGGGUUCUAAUUUGCACUCUGCAUACUCACGAGCAUGAAGGAGCGAUCCAUGCGAGUACGAACCACAGGGCUGUGCCAAUCAAGUGAACUACACUCUUCUUCAUUUAAAUAAGGAAUACGGAAUGGGUAGCCUCGUCUGCUGUCGAUCGAAAGAGCCGCUUCAACCAGAUGUCAUGUCCUCCCUAGAGUAGGCGUCAGGGCUCUAUACCUUAGAUUUAAUCAACAGUAAAAGGCCUUCUCAAAAGUUAACUUUCC
Phaeodactylum tricornutum CCAP 1055/1 is the source of this 1145-nucleotide messenger RNA. RefSeq lists its product with no specific name. NCBI's taxonomy places the organism in Eukaryota, Bacillariophyta, Bacillariophyceae, Surirellales, Neidiaceae. Bases 84 to 851 code for a protein of 255 amino acids. The transcript has 2 exons. The record is from RefSeq and is a predicted model, not a curated record.